AUUGUAAGACGGAAUGUCAGAAUGAAAUCUUCAGCUUCAAGAUGAAAAGUGUUUUCCAAACAAAAUUUAAAACAUUACAUAUUCAAAAUCUGUCAAUUAUCGGUCUAAUCGGUAAAGGUGAGUGAAAAAAGGUUAGUGGGAAAAAUGUGAGUAAAACUUCUUCCGCUAAGAAAUGCAUGCCUCUUCUCAAUGGAAAGAAAGAUGUCAAGUAGUCAAUUAAUAUAUUGUUAUGGUCCAUUUCUUUUUUUCAAUUUAAAUUUUUACACUAUCCAAAACACGCCAAACGAAUUUUCAAUUGAUGGACCAAAUUGAAUUCCCGCCAGCGAUAAAUAAUUUAUUGAUGUCAUUUCUUCCUUUCAGCCAAUGAGAAAACGAGAGAAAAAAUAUCUUUGAUAGCGGCAUGAAUUUGUAAUAAACCACGAAGGAACUCGCCCAGUCAAGGCGAAAAGAAUUUUGAAUUCUCGCUAUCGUAUUAAAAAGUUGUCUCUUUACUACAAAGAACGUGAUGUAGCGUCGCCGAAAGACAACAUGUUUCUGUCGGAUAUUCUCAAUUGCUUCAGAGCACCACUUAGCGAGAACCAAGCUUUGGCUGUCUGUUACCAGAGCGCGAAGGAGUUGGUUGCCAUUCGUAAAGAAAGCUUCGGUGCUUUAAGACGACAAAAGAUCGACAUUGAACUGACAACAAUCGAAAUUCGUAAAGAUGGCAGCAUUUUCUUCACCAGUAUAAACGAAUCUUCUUCGGUUGAAGAAGAGUCGGCGGUACUUUUUAAUCUGGGCAGCGUGGUUUACGAGUGUCUAGAUUUCGGUAUGGAGGCGCUUGUGGAGCGGGAACUCGACGAAGAACUGGAAAAACUUAUUUUAGACAUGACAAACUGCGACCAAGGAGACGAAGGUAUUUCCCUCUCAGACGCUUAUUUGUACGAGACAACGAGCAGCCCUCGUGGACUGAUUCCGUCAAAAAAAGAACGAAACUCGGGAAAAGAUCAAGAAAUCAUUAGAGGAGAUAUCACGUUGGAAGCUGUUUUGAGUCGCUGCGUUAACCACUUGCCAAGGGAUAUUUUGGACCCUGGAGAACAUUUCCGCGCCGUUUGUCGAGCUCUUGUCAGCGAAGCCGUUGAACUUUCAACGUUUCUUCAUCAGCUUUGUAAUGGGCGUGCUCUUGUCGCUCAAACAUGGGGCCGUGGUGUAGGACCUACAAAUUGGGCGUUUUUACAGAAACUACAAGAGGCAGAAUGGGCUCAGUUGUGGCUUCAAGUCAUGAGAGAACUACGCCAAGGUGUCAGCUUACGACAUGUUGAUCAAACCAAAUUGCCUCCUGCUACAUACGAGCUAUCUCCGUACGAAAUUCUUCUCAAGGACAUUCGCUUCAAACGCUACACCCUGAAUCACGUUGCCAUCACCGCUCAAGUGAAGAAGGACGCUCAUGAUGUAAUUCUGGAGUUUAUUCGUUCACGACCACCGCUGACAAAGGCGAGCCUUCGUAAAAUGAAGCAGUGCCCAAAGAGAAGUCCAAGUCCUCGCGACAGGUUACUGAGUGAGAUCCGAUCACCACCGAAGUUAAAACCGACGCCGAUGCCAGUCUUAAAGAGCGUUAGAGAGCUAUACUUCGAGGAGAAGACCGGCAUCUCCUUCAAUGAUUCCAAUGUCACUCCUCCUAAGCGAAAGUGCCUUAAGCCAGCAAACAAGCUAACUGAACUUAUCAACCGCUGGGAUUCAUCAUCGACAGUAGAAAUCGAUAUAUCUCCGAUCAUUAGCCGAGCAGAGACCCCUCAUGUUAUCACCUCUGACGCCGAAGAUGAAUACAAUAACAACGAAACCGGUCCUCUCAGCCAAUCAGAUGACAUCGAUGGCAAAGGCAGAAGGUCGAGUAACUCAAGUGAUUCAAGCUUUCUGUCACUCGAUGACGAGGACUGUAUUAAAAACAGAAACUUCAACAGCUUUGAGAUCAUAAAUAGCAUUGAAUGUGACCCAGUUUUUCCUCCAUCACUUGACAAUCUACGCGCUGUCACAAUAACGUCCAAAAUUUACAUGACGAUGAAAGAAGUGAAACAUAUGCGCCGCACUUUGGCUCUGUUGGAACUUGGUGCCCUAGACCCUGAACAAAAGCUCUACAAGGAUCUGGCCAGUGGCAGGCUGUGCUUUUGUUGCCGUACCAGGAAAUUUUCUUUAUUUGGAAAGUGGUCACGUGUGUGUGAAAUCUGCGAAUGUAAGGUUUGUUAUUCGUGUAUUCAUGCAGUGGAUAGCGCUUCCAGUUAUAUUUUCCAGGAAGAGUUGAAUGUGAAUGAGCGAGAUUCCGGCAUCGCCGAUAUGUCUUGGCCAUUUGUGGGUUACCUUAACCUAGGAGGAGACUCGGAAGAGGGCAAAUCACACAGAAUUUGUCUGGCUUGUAAACGAUUUGUUAAUAUGCAUUGUUAAAUAUGGUAUGAAUCCAUGCUUGUGCAAAAAUAAUGUUUAGCUCGUUACCCCCAACGAGCCCGUUUAAGAAAUAAUGCUUAACCAAUAGGUUUUCACAAACACUUUCAGGGGUAGUAAUAGUGCAUCGCAACGCAGUUGUGAAAUGAGUUUGCUGAUAGCUUGCAUUUGAAGAGAGGACACUGAACUCUAUACUUGUAGAUCUUGUAAAUGUGAAAUAUAAAGCUAGAAUGAUUGACAAAUCGCGCAUCUGCUGUUCAGGAAAUAUAUGUUCGUUAAAUAAGAUAUGAAUUGUUAAGCUUUCAAUACGAUCAGAUAAGGAUCAUAAGGAAACAAGAGCUGACUUUUGUGAAUGAUGUAACAGACGAUUAGAAGCUAGGUUUGCACUUGCUUACAUUGUACAGGUGUUUGCUUGUGUUUGUGUAUUAAUUAUAACCCUUCCACUCCACGACUAAAUCAUGGAGUCCUGUAAGUUGAUCAGUUUAUUUGUGAUCUUACUGUAACCCACCCCGGCAGCCAAAUGAUAUGAAUGAUGUGUGCAAGGUAGACCACACCACCUGGGAGACGCCCCCAGUAGGGCAC
Porites lobata is the source of this 2994-nucleotide messenger RNA. Lineage: Eukaryota; Metazoa; Cnidaria; Anthozoa; Scleractinia; Poritidae. The record is from the annotation of a GenBank genome assembly.